CUCAAGAUACCGCAACCACCAAAGCCGUCAACAUGUUAUGAACCUUAUGAAGGCUAUCACAGCUUUUUGACGUUAUCUGCCGCAACUACGAUGUCGUCCUCACAGCCUUUUCAGGCGUCUUCGCCCGUUUCCCCGAAUACGACUCGGCGGAAGAAAUCGAGGUUUACCUACAAACAAUUUGCGCAGCUGGCAUUAUCGUCUACGAGCUCGCCAUUGAGGGUCAUUGCGCAUGUGGAUUUGGAUGCUUUUUAUGCGCAAUGCGAGGUUCGUCUUGUUCUUAUACU
Messenger RNA from Mollisia scopiformis, 284 nucleotides. RefSeq lists its product as uncharacterized. The record is from RefSeq and is a predicted model, not a curated record. The transcript has a single exon. NCBI's taxonomy places the organism in Eukaryota, Fungi, Ascomycota, Leotiomycetes, Helotiales, Mollisiaceae. The annotation marks the transcript as partial.